This is a messenger RNA of Hippocampus comes (tiger tail seahorse), 3835 nucleotides long. It is a transcript of the gene sema4e, whose product is annotated as semaphorin 4e. Gene Ontology annotation, biological process: ossification involved in bone maturation; negative chemotaxis; negative regulation of transcription by RNA polymerase II. Gene Ontology annotation, cellular component: plasma membrane. NCBI's taxonomy places the organism in Eukaryota, Metazoa, Chordata, Actinopteri, Syngnathiformes, Syngnathidae. The transcript has 17 exons. Gene Ontology annotation, molecular function: semaphorin receptor binding; chemorepellent activity. The record is from RefSeq and is a predicted model, not a curated record. Bases 589 to 2688 code for a protein of 699 amino acids.
GUUAAUCUCAAUUGUUUUCUACACACGCCGUAGUAGCGUAGACUAGUGCAAGAAUGUGUGCAAAAGUGUGCGGGGUGGAUUAAAUGAGGACAGAGUUCAGCACCUUUUACCGUCUUAACGCUGCCUUGACAAGAAACAAGAAAGACUGCGAGGAACAGACGCGUCCGUCUUAAGCCGCACCAGCAUCUAUUUACACCGCGCUUCCUUACCACCACAAGAGUACUGGACGUCUUUCUACAAGAAGGAAUAUCUGCUUCUUUUUGAGGGGAAAGAAAAAAAAUCAUUUUUGUGGGGCUGUUUUUGCUUCGUCGCUUCUGACAGGAAGUAACGACGCCACACAUCACUCCUUGCGUGCGACGAUUAAACAUGUACCCUCAAGAGCUGUGAUUCUCAUCUGGUGGGUCUAGAUUUCAAAUCUGUCUCCGUGGUGCCGUGGUCUCCAUCUCACCAUGGACCUCCUGCUGAGCGGCACCGCUGAAGGGGCCCUUCAGUUAGUACGGACGUCACCGAUUCACAGAUGACGCUAGUUGCCCGUACUCUUGGACGACUGAAACAGUCCAUCUUAAAUUGCCCUCACACAAAGAAGCCAUGCGUCCCUUGCUCUGUAUCAGCGUGUUUUGGUUCCUCCCUCUUGCCUCGAUGCUGGAUGAUGACGCACCCUUGGAUUGCAUCCCCCGCAGAUAUGUCGCCUAUAACAGCAAUGACACCCGCCUCUUUCGCGAGGAGGGGGUGUCCAACUACACCAUCAUGCUGCUGCAAGAGGACACGAAGCUGCUGUUGCUGGGUGCCAGGGAGGCGCUGUUCGCCCUUGACCUUGAGGACAUUUCAAAGAAACAGGCCUCUGUGAAAUGGGAGGCGACGCAACAGCAAGAGUAUGACUGUAAAAACAAAGGAAAAGAUCUUGUAAGCGAGUGCAAGAACUAUAUCAAGAUACUGCACAAGACGGAGGAUAACCGGAUGUACGUGUGUGGAACCAAUGCUUUUGAUCCAGAGUGUGAUUACAUGUCCUACGCAAAUGGGAAACUGACUCUGGCGAAGACGGGUGAAGACGGCAAAGGGAAAUGUCCAUUUGAUCCUUACCAAAGACAUGCCUCCAUCAUGGUUGACGAUAACUUGUACUCGGCUACGUCAAUGAACUUCCUGGGCUCGGAAUUGGUCUUAAUGCGCAGUUCUCCUCCCAUUCGCACUGAGAUUAAAACAUCCUGGCUCAAUGAGCCCAACUUUAUCUCCCUGGCUCAGUUGCCAAAAAGCGACUGGGGCGACGAUGACAAGGUCUACUUGUUUUUCAGCGAGACGGCAGUCGAGUACGACUGCUACAAGAAACCGGUGGUGGUUUCCCGUGUAGCCCGUGUUUGCAAGGGAGACACGGGAGGUCGGCGGACCUUGCAGAGAAAGUGGACAUCCUUCCUGAAAGCCAGGCUGGAAUGUCCUGUCCUAGGCUCGCAGCUGCCCAACAUCAUCCAGAAUACGUACCGCUGGUGUGACCCCCAGAAGCACUGGUCCGAUUGCUUAUUCUACGCCAUCUUCACCCCGCAGUCCGACACGUCCGACCUGUCUGCGGUGUGCGCGUACAGCGUAUUUGACAUCAACCGAGUGUUUGCGGAGGGGCAGUUCAAGACGCUGGUCCCUGUCGAAACCUCCUUUAUUUGGGUGGCGUAUAGUGGGGAGGUCCCCGACCCUCGACCCGGAUCUUGUCAAACUCGAUCCCUGGACCUCCCAGACCAAACCCUUCACUUCAUCAGAGAUAGGCCCCUCAUGGAGGACAUUAUUCAGCCAAUAGGCGAGAAACCUCUGCUGGAGAGACGGGGAGCCGCCUUUACGUGCAUCGUUGUGCACCAAGUGGAGGCAGCAGAUGGCCAGAAGUUCCAUGUGAUGUUCAUAGGCACAGAGGAUGGCACUCUUCUGAAAGCAGUAAACUACGUCGGUGAGAUGUUCAUCAUCGAGCAGAUUCAGCUCUUCCAGUCCCCCGAGGCCAUUAAGGUCCUGAGGUUUUCCGACGUCACGGGACAGCUAUACGCAGGAUCCGACUACGGAGUUGUACAGGUGCCUCUUGCCACCUGUGGGAGAUCCUUGUCCUGUUUGGACUGUAUUCUGGCAAGAGAUCCCUACUGUGGCUGGGACGCGGAUGCUGGGAGUUGCGUAGCCAUUUCCAGUACACAGAGGCAACUAAUCCAGAGCGUGAGGGACGGAAACGCUUCCCUCUGCCCGCCAGCGGACCCCAUACAUGUUGUGAACCAGUGGUUCAUGCCCGGCGGGAGCGUGAAGCUUGCCUGCCCGUCAUCGUCAAACCUAGCAACGACCAAAUGGGAAGUCAACGGUCGCCUUGUGGCCUCUUCGCCUCGCCACGAGAUCCUCCAAGACGAACUCCUCAUCCUCAACGUCUCAGACUCUGAUGCGGGCCGCUACCGCUGCCUGUCGAUGGAGCGCUCCAAAGGUGACCAGUACACCGCCACCGUGGCGGAGUAUCAGCUCAGUCUGAAAGGUGAACCGAGAUUACCUCAGGCUCAGAGGAACGGCUCCUCUACGGUCGGACUGCAGGUUGUCAUCGGGCUUCUGGUUGUUUCUCUCGUGGCCCUUUUGGCCUGGAAUUUUUACAACGGACACCUACCUCUGCCCUGGAACUGCAACAAAAAGCAGAGUGGUAAAUCUUAUGAGUCAAAUGGCCAGGAGGACCCAGGUCCACUGUGAAGCCACCAAGAUGCACUGAGACCCGGCCGGAUAAGUCGCCGCUCGCCGGAAGUGAGCACAGAAAGCGAAACGGUAUCCACGCAGAGGUCUGUUUCAGUUUCCUGUUUGCAGUUUAUUGACACCGAGUUUGACAUUUUAAGACAAUUGCGUACGCAGUGGGGGCGGGGGGGUGUGGAUCAGUAUGAAUGUGACUUUUGAAGAGCCAAAACGAUCCAAUAUGUUGGGCGGUUUCAACAAAGAAACGGUCAAAGCUGGAUCAGCUUCUUUCCUUCUUUGUUUCAUGCAGUGUUGUUGGAAAAUUGCUUGCUGCUUGAAAUUAAAGCCCGUGUCGGUGUCAUGCAAAGACUUGGAUUGGUUGACAUCAAAGGGGCCAUUGUGUGGAAAACACUUUUUCACUCAUUCACUCCCAAAGACGUUUUUAAACGUCUUUUCAGACUUGGUCCAGAAUUGGCUGGUACUGAAUGAGUUAAUUGUUGUACAAAUCGAAAUUCCAUUGGAGUUGGGAUGUAGUGUUAAAGAAAUUAAAAAAAAAAAAAAUACAACCUAUUUUAUAUGAUACUUGGAUUAACCGAUAUGUAAGAUGCCGAUGUCAUGAAAUGUCCGACUGGAUUGCAAUGUCCGUCUUGUAUUUGUUCAAGGCACCAUACACACGCAGUCUAAUUUGGCAGCUGGGUGAUUAAGUGCACAAGAGAAAAUCCGAUUGAUGCUGUCUUAACGUGUGCUCGGAUGGAUUUCUCACUCGCACUUAAGUCUUGAGGCUUUAAGCACAAAUAGCCUAAAGCCACGGCAUGUUUCCUUGAAAACGGAGGCAUUUGCAUUAUUCACACGGUGUAUUUUGUUUUGUUACAGGGGAACGUUUUCAUUUUUUUUCCUGAAAUGGUUUUUGUAGUUCACCUGUGUCCAGGUUUUACCUCGACUCACCAAGAAUGUGGAAAAACAGAUGUGGCUGUUAUGUGUACUUCUCAAAUCUUGGCUGUCUCUAGUUGGUCACUCAUCCCAAAUGAUGCCCACCUGAUGUUGUCAUUUUGUCAAUGUUUUUAUUUGUUCAUGCCGUUCCUGGUUGCCCGAUUGUUGUUGUUUUUAAAGUAGUAUUUUCUUUCACAAGAUAUCCUAAACCCACACACUAAACAGUGUGUUAACACAACAA